Messenger RNA from Pocillopora verrucosa, 1014 nucleotides. Lineage: Eukaryota; Metazoa; Cnidaria; Anthozoa; Scleractinia; Pocilloporidae. The record is from RefSeq and is a predicted model, not a curated record.
AUGCAAACAGCAUCCAUCACCGUUGUUGAUGGAAAUCAACGCGACUUUCAAGACGGUUUCCCGUUGACUACUUUGAAUGAUUGUGCUCAGCCUAGGUUUUCCGCGGGAUAUGAAACCAAGAAUGACAGGCUCCAAAGUAAACCGUCUGUCCUACGGGAGUGUGUAUAUACUGCACUGUGUCCUCAGUCAAUGAUGACACCUGAAGGGGACGGUUCACAGACGUACGCGUCGCUUGAUGAAUCUACAAGAGAAGCCGAAAACAUUGAAUAUGAGAAUUUAUUACCGGCUCAUGGGUUCCAACGUAAACGGUUUAUCCCACGGGAAGACGUACGUACCGAGCUGAGUCCAGAGUCAAUGAUGGCUCCAGAGGGCGAGGGUUCCCGAACUUACACAUCUACGUGGGAAGACAGCGACAUUGAUUAUGUCAAUCAAAUACCUAAUCGUGAAUAUGUGAAUGAAAUACCUAGUCCUGACCAAUCAAAUAGUACCUGACAGGUCCAGUUAUGUGCCUUGGCAUGCAUCACAGAAAGAGCUGGCUUAAUUAAGCAUUCCUUUAAAAGACCAGCAUUCCUGGCCUACUUCCAGUAUUUACAUACAACAUCAACCCAUACAAAGGUGACAUUGACAGGCUGCAUUUUACAUUGCUGAAUGUAAUGUGCAUAUCCAUAAAGCUUGCACUGGUACAUGUUCAUGGCCCACUAAGCCAAUCCAGGCCAACAUUCUGCCAUCUCCAAACCCGUCUCAUCCAAUUUGGCAUGUUUAAGAGGUUGGUUAAUCGCAGCUCUCCACUCUGAUGAACCACAGACAUUAUUCUUCAGAAAAGAUGUCAAAUAAGAUAAGUGUCAAGGGACGCAGUGUAUAUGAAGGAGUAAAACUUUGAAAUAUCUGCAAAUUAGAGAUCAGCAAACAUUGUAGCUACAUACCAUGAAUGGGAGACAUGUGAAAUACAUUGACAGUUUUGGUUUUCCUCAAUAACACAAUAAUUCAUAUUCAUACAGUAAUUAUAAGCAAUUU